Molecule: messenger RNA, 593 nt
Organism: Diabrotica virgifera virgifera (western corn rootworm)
Lineage: Eukaryota; Metazoa; Arthropoda; Insecta; Coleoptera; Chrysomelidae
Product: integrator complex subunit 7-like
Exons: 3
Coding region: 186-578 (130 amino acids)
Biological process (GO): snRNA 3'-end processing
Cellular component (GO): integrator complex
Source: RefSeq, a predicted model, not a curated record
AACAGUUUUGAAGUUUAUGUGCUGCUAAGUUCACACUUGUUUCGGCAGAAUAAGGAAGAUGCCAAAAUAUUAAACCCAAAUAACAAGGAGUUGUUAUUUCUCUAUGAUUAAACCUAUGCAAACACUUUGUGAUAAUUAUAUGUAUUUCCAUUUUUAAUUAAACCUUUAUGUUAUAACGAAAUAAAAUGAUCGGAGUGAGAGUAAGUGCUUUUAAUGAAAAUGGCUUGGGUGAACCUGACCAAGAUGCAAAUUCUGCAUUAACAGAAUUAGAUAAAGGGCUUCGGUCAGGAAAAGUAGGCGAACAGUGUGAAGCAAUUGUGAGAUUUCCAAAAUUAUUUGAAAAAUAUCCAUUCCCAAUAUUAAUCAAUGCUUCUCUCCUUAAAUUAGCAGAUGUAUUUAGAAUGGGCAAUAAUUUUCUUCGUUUAUGUGUGUUACGAGUAUGCCAGCAAAGUGAAAAGCAUUUAGACAAAAUCUCGAAUGUUGAUGAGUUUGUACGAAGAAUAUACAGUGUCUCUCUCUCGUUCCAUCCCUCCUUGUGGAGUAUUGGGCGCUUAUGCGUUUCUUGGCCAAAAGUGUAAGAUUGCUGUCUGGCC